This is a messenger RNA of Penaeus chinensis, 1628 nucleotides long. Its product is annotated as lysoplasmalogenase-like protein TMEM86A. The record is from RefSeq and is a predicted model, not a curated record. Lineage: Eukaryota; Metazoa; Arthropoda; Malacostraca; Decapoda; Penaeidae. Bases 89 to 958 code for a protein of 289 amino acids. The transcript is spliced from 5 exons. Gene Ontology annotation, cellular component: membrane.
AUUGACGCAAUGUAAACAGUUGUCAGAUUGCAUUCGUGGGAGAAGCAGCGUGCAAGUUCUUGUCAGCGAAGUUUUGUGACGUCUUGAAAUGGCGACACCUAAACAAGUGUUGAAGAGCGUGGGGCCCAAGCUGGUGCCGUUCUUCAAGACGGUGGCCAUUUACUUCGUGCUGUUCAUCCCGGUGGAACAGCCCUCCAUAUUCGCCAUGGUGAUCAAGUGUCUGCCGGUGCUCUCCCUCAUCGCGUUUGUGCUGCUGCAUGGGAUGAGCCUCGGGGAAGAGUACACGUAUUCCAGAAGAAUCCUCCUGGGCUUGAUUCUCUCAGUGGUGGGAGACGCCCUGCUCAUUUGGGAAGACUUCUUCGUCCAUGGUUUGGGCGCAUUCCUCGUGGCUCAAAUAUUCUAUAUUUCUGCCUUUGGCUUUAGGCCUUUCAACAUAUAUGUUGCUACAGUCUGCUAUUCUUUAAUGGCUUUAGGAGUGUACCUUCUGAUGCCUGGAACUUCUGGAGCCAUUAGCUUCGGCAUGCCAGUCUACACCUGUCUUCUACUGACCAUGGUAUGGCGUGCAGUUGCUAGAGUUCAGCUUUUUGAGGAAUUAUGGACUUGGACAAAGCUGUGCUCCUGUGUUGGAGGCAUUCUGUUUGCUGUGUCAGAUGCCUUUAUUGGUUUUAAUUCCUUCUACUGCCAUGUACCACAUUCUCAGGCUGUUAUCAUGAUUACAUACUAUGCAGCACAGCUGGGAAUUUCACUCAGUGUUGUGGACAGCAAGGCAAGCUACCUUGACUCUUUACGCGAUGUAAAGCCUCAGACUGACAUGCAGCGUUGCUGUUCACAGCCAGUGUCAGACAGCGAAGAUGAACUCAGACAAGACUGUUCACCUUGCCACAUCAGGGCUUCCUUUACAGAUGACAACAGUACCUUGAUUCAGCGAAAGAUUGUCUCCAUGAAUAGUACUCAUUAGGUGUAAUGACUCUGGGUUAAAGACAAGUAGAUUAAAAAGGAAACAUUUUUAUGGUAUGUAAAGUAGUCCGUAUAGACCCUUUCAUCAAACAUGAUCUAUACACAUCAGUGUGUGCUAGGUCUUCUUAACACCUCUGAUGUCUUCUCCUUUGGGACCAGGUUAAGUAUUGCAAGAGCUCAGGUGUAAAUUUGCAUCUCUCAUAAUUUUGAUUUCAAGGGUUUGUGGAUUGGUCUAGAAAUCGGAGAGACUUUCGUCUCUCCAUCCACUUAAUUAUGCCAAAAUAUGUUUCGGUGAUAAUGUAUAGUCAGUAGCUCACUUCAACUUUUUUUAUUAUUAAUAUUAUUUUUUGUAUAUGUUUAUCAUUCUUCUGUACCUUUCUUGUGUUUGUAAAUAUCUAUCUAGGGCAUUGUGUCAGUACUCUCACAUUUGCUCAAGAAUUGUGAUGCAGUCAUAAUGUAAUGUCUAGAAAACGUGUCUUUCGUACUGGUACCAGAUUGGUUGUGCAGAUUACAUUUGGAAUGCUUAUGCUAUUAAAAAAUUAAGUAUAGAGAAAAAAAUCUAAAAUUUUACCAUUUUAUACACAUAUCUUAGUCUCUGUCUACAUACAUACAUACAUACAUACAUACAUACAUACAUACAUACACACACACACACACACACACACACACAC